Molecule: messenger RNA, 2831 nt
Organism: Cinara cedri
Lineage: Eukaryota; Metazoa; Arthropoda; Insecta; Hemiptera; Aphididae
Source: the annotation of a GenBank genome assembly
CUAUAUAUAAUUAUAUAUAUAUCCCAAUUUUUCAAAUUUUACCUAUGCACUUAAUAAUAACACCUAAUAAUUGUUUUAUUAAAAAAAAGGUACGGUAACCGUUCUCUGACAUUGAUAAAAUACUUUCCAGAUUUGCAUUUUCAAGAAUUGUACGUUCCAGAUUUUUACAGGUACCUAUGUCAAUUAUGAUAACAAAUGGUUUGUGGCACAAAUAUACUGUGGAACAAAUAUUUUAAGCCCGUUGAGUUUGAGUGUGAUAUAAUUUUUAAUUAUCUCUUUUUAUUUUAAUCAUGAACUGAGAUAAUUUAUCAUAUAUUAUACAAGUAUAAGUAAUAUGAGUAGUAUAAUUAUCUUAGUUCAUGAUUUCAAUCACCGUGUUCCCCCUCUGCGAAAACUUCGUUUCAAAAAGACCAACAACAUUGUUUUCUUUAGUACUGUUGCGAGUCCAUAUUAUCUUUAAUUGUUAUACAUUAUUAUAUUUUAUUAAAUCUAUUUUGUCAUGCAUUUUGAUAAAAUUUAUUAAAAUGAACGUUAGGUUACAAUUUAUUGUAAACUCAAUGAAAACGAUUUUCAAAAAUUAUUGUACUCCUAGUGAACUUUAUGCUAAAAAAAUUAAAGAUUUAACGGUCAUUUCAACAAAUCACUUGACUCCAGAAAUUAAAUUGUAUUUGAUCACAGAGCAAUGCAAACUGUGGCAUUCACCUGCUGAUCAAUGUGAAUUUGAUGAUCCAUUUUGGGCAUUUUAUUGGCCUGGUGGUCAAGCUAUAUCGAGGUAAAAAAAAAUGUGCGGUAGGUAUAUAACAAAAACAUUAAAUUAUUUAUAUUUCUGGUAUAAAUUUAGUUUAGCAUCCACCCAGUUUUCCGAAAAUUCUCGAAUCAAACAAAUGAACUUUUUCAUGCCGAGAAAUGUGCUAUCAGAAUUGGGCAGUUCAGUUGAAUCAUUUUCAUAAUAUGAAUAAAACACAAUAAAACCAUAGAAUAAAACCUUGUUUUUAUCACAAAUAUUUUGGAAAUUGAAAACCAACUAACUUAUUUUCAUUUCUAUACUGGAUGACCAUAUCAUAUUUAAUGGACACAUACCUUCAGCUGAAAAUUCUAGAACACUUUGGAAACAGAACAAUUUUCCUCCACUUACCUAACCAAUGAAUUGUGCACAAUAAAAAUUAUUAAAAAUAAAUAUAAGAAAUCAACAAUUUAAUUUUAUCUAUUUGGAAAUUAAAAAAUGUGUUUCAACAGAAGAUUGAUGAGUUGAGUAUAAAUGGAAGUUAGGAAAAAAAAAGUGGCUAAAAGUUUAUAGGGGAAAAUAUGAAGACAUGUAGAGUAUAUGUAUUUAUGAUGAUGAAUAGAAGAUGGGAAGGGAGAACCAUUUACUUUUAUUUUAAUAAUAAAUUACUGUCACAUAUUAUAUUUAGUAUAUCUUUAUAUCUUAGGUUUAUAUUGGAUAACCGUCAAUAUGUUAAUAACAAAAAAGUAUUGGAUGUUGGUAGCGGUAGUGCAGCAUGCGCUUUAGCAUCAGCUAUUGCAGGUGCCAGUCAAGUUACAGCUAACGACAUAGACCCAGGUGCUUAUUGUUGAAAAAAAAUGUACAUUAAAAUUUUAAUUGUAUACAAUAUAUUUUAUCGGUCUUAACAGUUGCAUGUGUAGCAGCUAAAUUAAAUGCUCAAUUAAACAACAUCUGUAUUGAUGUAUUACCUAAGAAUAUUUUGUCAGAUGAUUGUUCACAAUGGGAUGUUAUUAUUGUUGGUGAUAUGUUUUAUUCAAAAGAUAUAGCUGAGUUACUGUGGAAAUGGCUAAACACACUGCAUAACCACGGAAAGAUUGUGCUUAUUGGUGAUCCGGGUAGACAUUGCUUUAAACCAGAAUGUCAACUAACAAAGCUUGCAGAAUACAAAUUAACAGAAAAUUGUUGUUUAGAAAAUCGAGGAUUCUCUACUUCGUCUGUUUGGAAGUUAAAUUGAAAUUGAUACAUACAUUUAAAAAAAAACCAUUUAUAGAAAAUAUUAGAUUAAACAAAUUAUUUUAUCUGGUCCCUCUAGAAUACUAUUAUAAUAAUAAAAUAGUUUUUACUGCAUUCGAAGAAAAUUAAAUUUAUUUUGUAUAAUAAAAAAUUAAAAAAUUAAUCCAAAUUAAAUUGAAUUAAAAUUGUACAAUAAAAAAAUUAUUUCUAUUAACUAAUUUGUUUUAAUCAAGCAGCUGAUAACUGUUUAAUUUCUCUGCGCUAUAAAAUCCAGCUUUUACUUGUCUACCACCAAAAAAUCUGCCAUUUAAGUCUACCACAGCUGUAAUAAAAUAUAAAAUAAUAAAUAAAUAUAGUUUAAAGAAUUAUCAGAAUUAAAUGUAUAAUAAUAAUUUCACCUUUUAUUGCUGAUUCUAUACGUUUAAAUUCUACAAAUAUGCGUACAGCUUCUUCAGGAUCUACAUUUGGAACUUCAUAAAUAACUACUCUGUUAACAUCCCCAUAUUUGGUGUUACAUUCGUCUUUUACUUCAGGUUCAAGAUCCUGAUCAACUUCACCCGGUCCAACCAUAUUUCGUAAUAGUACUACCUAUUGUUGUUUUUUUCAAUUAAGUUAAUAUUGAUGAUAUAAAACGGUUUUAAUUUUUUACCUUUGAUUGUUCCUUCAUAAUUUCUGUAAUACUUUGUAAUGGUUUAGGAGGUGGAGGAGCAGGUGCUACAAAAUCAUCUUGUACCAUAGGCACCAAUGGAGGAGGUGAAAUAUUACCACCCGGCUUUUCGUGAAUAAUUCUACCUCCUCUUUUGCUUGUUUUUUCCACUUGUAAUGCUACUGAGAUGCCUUGUUCUUUCUUUCCCAAACCUUGUCCCUCCUAGAU